AUGGGUAGCCAACUUGGGAUGUCUUAUCCUUACGGGGUUUCUCCUAAUCAACCACCUGUCAUACUUUCGAAUGAAUCUAGAAGGGCGACUAUUGAUCCAUCUAUCAGCGACAAAGAAUCUCUAACGUCAUCAUCUGUUCCAGCAACUCAGGUGCCACCACACUCAUCACAAGAAGAGCGUGAAGUUGAGCUGGAGGAAAAUGAAUCGAAAAGAAGAUUCUGGUCUCCCGAUGAAGAUGUGGUCCUUGCGAAGUCAUGGGCAACUAUAAGCACUGAUGCAAUCAUUGGUAAUGACCAGAAGGAUCAAGCUUUUUGGAAACGUAUUGGUGAUUACUACAACAAACAUCGCCCCGCUGGAUCUAUGAUGAGAAGUUAUCAGCGUCUGAAAUCACAUUAUUACAGGGUUCUCAAAGACUACGAGAAAUAUACUCCACAAUCAGUUGCUCAUUACUCUAACAAGAAGGCAAGGACAUCCGAGUCAGGAGGAAACACUUCAACAUCAAAUCCAGAUACAAGUGUUGAUUUAGAUGACUCUGAAGUCCGCAUUCGUCCGAUAGGGCAAAAGGCAGCGAAGAGGAAGGGCAAAUCUAAAGCCAGAGAGGGCGACACAAUGGAACAUAACAUCGACAAAGAAUGGCAAGAUAUUAAAGAAUAUCAAAUGCAAAAAAUGGCUCUGCGGGAAGCCGAGAUCUUUCAUAAGGAUUAUGAAAUUCUUAUGAAGGAUACCAGUGAGAUGACACCAGGACAACUUUAUUUACAUGAGAAAAUGGUGGAAAAAAUUAAACAGAGACAUGGCCUGGUGUAG
Messenger RNA from Zingiber officinale, 804 nucleotides. Its product is annotated as glutathione S-transferase T3-like. The transcript has 2 exons. The record is from RefSeq and is a predicted model, not a curated record. Lineage: Eukaryota; Viridiplantae; Streptophyta; Magnoliopsida; Zingiberales; Zingiberaceae. Bases 1 to 804 code for a protein of 267 amino acids.